Messenger RNA from Elaeis guineensis (African oil palm), 1997 nucleotides. Its product is annotated as 6-phosphogluconate dehydrogenase, decarboxylating 1. Gene Ontology annotation, biological process: pentose-phosphate shunt. NCBI's taxonomy places the organism in Eukaryota, Viridiplantae, Streptophyta, Magnoliopsida, Arecales, Arecaceae. Gene Ontology annotation, molecular function: NADP binding; phosphogluconate dehydrogenase (decarboxylating) activity. The record is from RefSeq and is a predicted model, not a curated record.
AAAGAAUCCCCCCUGCCUUAUUUGACAUUUUGAUUUGUCUUAAAACGAAAAAUAAAAGGAGGAAAAUAAGAUUAGAAAAAUAGGGGGCGGUCUUCAAUUUCUGCGAUAUAUAUACUGGUCUGGAGGAGAGAAGGGAAAAAGAAGAUCUCAUACGUAGCGGGUCCUGUGCGAGAGAAAAAUCUCACGGUGAAAGAUGGGUCUCACAAGAAUUGGACUUGCUGGUCUGGCUGUCAUGGGGCAAAACCUAGCCCUAAACAUAGCCGAGAAAGGGUUCCCCAUUUCGGUGUACAACCGUACCACUUCUAAGGUAGAUGAGACUGUAGAACGUGCCAAAGUUGAAGGAAAUCUCCCUGUUUAUGGCUUCCAUGAUCCUGCGUCAUUUGUCCAUUCAAUCCAAAAGCCUCGUGUCAUCAUCAUACUUGUGAAAGCUGGUGCACCUGUUGACCAGACCAUAGCGACACUGUCAGCUCACAUGGAGGAGGGUGACUGUAUAAUUGAUGGUGGCAAUGAGUGGUACGAGAACACAGAGAGGCGAGAGAAAGCUGUGGCUGAACUUGGUCUUCUGUAUCUUGGGAUGGGAGUUUCUGGCGGAGAGGAUGGUGCAAGGAAUGGACCUUCUUUGAUGCCUGGAGGGUCGUAUGAGGCCUACAAAAACAUAGAAGACAUCCUGCUCAAAGUGGCAGCCCAGGUCCCAGAUAGUGGCCCCUGUGUUACAUAUGUCGGGAAAGGUGGUUCAGGCAAUUUUGUGAAGAUGGUCCAUAAUGGAAUCGAGUAUGGUGACAUGCAGCUGAUUGCUGAAGCUUAUGAUGUAUUGAAAUCUGUAGGUAAGCUUUCAAAUGAUGAGUUGCAGGAGGUGUUCUCCGAAUGGAAUAAGGGAGAACUUCUUAGCUUUUUAAUUGAGAUCACAUCUGACAUUUUUGGAAUCAAGGAUGAUAAGGGUGAAGGUUAUCUGGUAGACAAGGUCUUAGACAAGACUGGGAUGAAGGGUACUGGUAAAUGGACUGUUCAACAAGCAGCGGAGUUAUCAGUUGCUGCUCCAACAAUUGCAGCAUCUUUGGAUUCAAGGUUCCUUAGUGGAUUGAAGGAGGAAAGGGUUGAAGCUGCCAAAGUUUUUAAAUCAGGUGGCUUUGGCGAUAUCUUGAGCAGUCAGCCUGUAGAUAAGGCCAAAUUGAUUGAAGAUGUGAGGCAAGCUCUUUAUGCUUCAAAGAUCUGCAGCUAUGCACAAGGAAUGAACUUGAUAAGAGCUAAGAGCAUGGAGAAAGGAUGGGAUCUCAAGUUGGGUGAGCUUGCAAGGAUAUGGAAAGGCGGUUGCAUCAUACGUGCAAUCUUCUUGGAUCGGAUCAAGAAGGCUUACGAUCGGAACCCUGAACUACCGAGCCUUCUUGUGGACCCAGAGUUUGCAAAGGAGAUAUUAGAUCGUCAGUCAGCUUGGCGCCGAGUCAUCUGCCUUGCUAUCAAUGCAGGCAUAAGCACUCCAGGUAUGUCUGCAAGUCUGGCUUAUUUUGACACCUACAGGAGGGAAAGGGUGCCUGCGAAUUUGGUCCAGGCUCAGAGGGACUACUUUGGAGCGCAUACUUAUGAGAGGAUCGACAUGCCUGGAUCCUUUCACACUGAGUGGUUCAAGAUAGCAAAACAGUCGAAGAUCCGAGGUCAUCUUUGAUGAGUUCUUUUACUGAGACAUUAGGGAUAUUCGUGUUAUUAUGUGACUUUGGAUGAGAAAAAGGUGCAUACCUGCUUUUUAACAAAAUAAUGUCCCAAUUAGGACUAGGAAAACAGUUAAACUGUUUAAAUUUGUGAUACUGCAGUUUUCAUGGCUUUUUAUUUAUCUGUGGCAUUGAGAUUCUGUAUGAUGUGACUGAGGUUUCACAUUCUAAAUUCUCCCAUAUCUUGGCGAGGAAGCCAGAACUUCCAGAUAAUAUGUGGGAUUUUAGCAGUUCCAUCUGUAUUUUAAAUUUAAAUGCUUGUCUAUCAAAUAAAUUUUGCUCAUUUGUGGUGUA